Messenger RNA from Exaiptasia diaphana, 2133 nucleotides. RefSeq lists its product as uncharacterized. Lineage: Eukaryota; Metazoa; Cnidaria; Anthozoa; Actiniaria; Aiptasiidae. Gene Ontology annotation, molecular function: protein binding. The record is from RefSeq and is a predicted model, not a curated record.
AUGGAGGACGACAAGAUGACAGAUGCACUUGAACGAAUCAUUGUGGAAUGUCUUCAGCAUCCUGACAAGAAGAAAGAUUUUGUGCGCGAAGGAACGUUGGGGUUGUUGCUCGAUCAAAGCAACAAAAUGGAAAAGCUAUUUUGCCACGAACAAGCCGCUGCAGUAUUGCAAAAACUGACUUACGAAAAUACAUUCUGCCAAGCAGAUCUUGUCAAUGCUGGCAUUGUCCGUCACUUAAUACAACUCUGUGAUAUAUUUAAUCCCAGUGGUUGUCAUAGCAACUGUUGCCAAGUGAUAUACAGUUACAGCAAAGAAGCAAAKGACUGUCUGGGUGAAUUGACCCUAAAGAAAAAACUCAUUGGAAAUGUUACACAGUUGAGCAGUAGUGAGGCUGCAAAAAAGAUGKCAUCUUUGGUUCAACAAGGAGUUGACAUUCACAGCUUUGGUGAAGAAACAGAAAUGAUUUUCAAAAUUGAUCUUUAUGAUACAACAACCAGUAAAGAUGUAAGAAUCAGUGAACAACUUAAAGCCAAGGGAUUAGUGUGGCCUGAUUUAAGCUGUACUGAACAAGUGUUUGAUGAAARAACUAGUCCAAGCAAAGAGGUCAAGAGUGUUUGGAGUGAUGUGACCUUGAUGCAGGUUAUUAAUGCAGGCCAUUUUUGGGCUCAUGUGGGUGGAGAGGUUGUUAAGGACAACAUUAACAAAAUACAAGAAUACCUGAAGACACAGAAUUUAGCUCCAUUGCCCCAGAUACCACAACCAGGUUCGUUAGUAUGCUGUGGUGAGUUAAUCAAUGGGCAGAAGAUGACAUACAGAGGUCGCAUCAUCUCGUCAAAGGAUGAAACAAAAGUCACAGUGUUUGCAAUAGAUUUUGGUUUUACUGCUGUUCUCCCAGCUGAUUCAGUGUAUGGUCUUCCAGCAAGUUUGAAUAGCUAUCUACCCCAGRUUUCUCUGUGUUGUUUGUCUGGAGUUCAAGCUCCACCAAAGAAUCCAUCUGUACUGGAAUAUACUGCUGGAGCUCUAAGAAAUCUCAGUCAGACAAAUGAGGACUUCAAAGCUUACAUUGUCACAAGUGGAGGAAUUCUAGCUUUGUUAAAGCUGUGUCUAAUCCCCAACAAAAGAAUACUUCUACAAGCCAWUGGUGCUUUGUCCAACCUGGCUCUAGACUUUAGGUACAGGCCAAGGAUUGGAUUCCUUGGUGGGAUCAAGAUUUUAUUAAACCUUUGUUUACAACAGGGAAAUGAUGAAGAUGUGAUGAUGGCUGUCGUUGGUGCAAUCCAGAGUGUCAUGGUAGGCAGUACUAUCAAUCGUUCCCGGGCUCUUGAAGCACAAGGGCUUGGUAUUYUGAUGCAUGUAUACUCAAGUGCCAAUAAAGAUGAAUUAAGAGACAGGACUCUGAGAGCRCUSAAGAAUCUCAUUGGAAAACAAAGUGGGGAUCCUAGUGAAAGYUCAUUGCAAACUCCCAAAAAGACAUUAGACUUGAGAUCUGUCAUGGAUGUAUGUCCCACAAAACAGAGUAAAUUUUCGUUGUCAAUAGCACCUGAUGAUGGUUACAGACGUGGCACCGAUAGACCACACCCCACCGACAUUGAACGGAGUCGACGGAGAAGAGCUAGAAGAGGUAGAAGUCUGGUAGACCCCAAGCCUACUCAAAUCGCUAUGUCCGUGGAGGCCUUGAACAAGCAGUCAAGUGAUUUAUCAAGCUCAGAGUCUGACACUGAUUCAGAUGAACGGUACGCAGGGAGGUGGACUAGUGAGACUGAUGUUGAUACUGAUGGAGAAAUGCUGAUCAAGGACAGCAGAACUGCAAAAAUCCCUAGCUAUACAAAGCUGGCCGAAACUCUUGCAAGUGAAAGGUACUAUGUCCAGACGCACUACAUGUCUUUCACAGAGGACGAAACUUGUGAAUUCAGUUCACAGACAAAUGUGCACGAUAUAUCCAAGAGAAAAAUAUCAAAAACACUCUGCGCAUUCCUUAAUAACAAGAAAUGUGGAAACAUCUAUAUUGGUGUUCGGAAUAAUGGCGAAAUAUGUGGUGUUCGGGUCAAGAGAAAAGAGCGUGAUCUUCUGCGYUUGGGUUUAGACGAGAUGGUAGAAAACUUCAAACCUUCUUUGAAACAUGACAUGUACAAG